Messenger RNA from Girardinichthys multiradiatus, 5078 nucleotides. RefSeq names its product XK, Kell blood group complex subunit-related family, member 9 (gene xkr9). Bases 1121 to 2266 code for a protein of 381 amino acids. Gene Ontology annotation, cellular component: plasma membrane. Lineage: Eukaryota; Metazoa; Chordata; Actinopteri; Cyprinodontiformes; Goodeidae. Gene Ontology annotation, biological process: phosphatidylserine exposure on apoptotic cell surface; apoptotic process involved in development; engulfment of apoptotic cell. The record is from RefSeq and is a predicted model, not a curated record. The transcript is spliced from 5 exons.
AAUGGCUUGGAACUGUAGCUGAAGUAAAUGCCAUAACUAAAGUAUAAUACUGUUGUGCAGUUAAAGAGGAAGUGUGAUGUUGAGUGAAGCAGGGACAGAGCAGAGGCUGAGGAAUUGGGGAACGGCGAGCAACGAGUUGCGGGAAGUCCCGGAGCAAAGAGGGAAUCAGCUGCAAAUGACUCAAGGGCGAUGUCAACCUUGCAGACUAACAUGAUGUUGGGGGAAUACCAAGCAAAAGAUCAGCUAAUGUGACUAGUGACCAAGAAGAGAAGCGUGACAACAAAAACCAGCCAACGACGCUAGAAUCUGCUCUAUAAAAUGGGCGAAAAUAGAAGAACUGCUCAGUUGUUUCCUCAUAGAAAACCAACGAGCAAGAUCUAGACAGAGAAGGACACUGCAGAUGGCUCAGAGGACCUGAGCUGCAGGUAAGAUGAGAUUCUGCAACAUAAAGAGAUUCAACCUAUGAGCUGUGAAAAGACUGUGGCUUCAAAUUGGAUAUCUGAUUCCAGCUGCUUUUAGUACCCAAACAACUGAGAGAACUUGGUCAGUGGACUCAACAAGCCUGGUUGUUACAAGUCUCAGGCUUCCAGACAUUCUGGACAAAACCCUUUAACACCUUUCUUUAAACUCUUCACACUCUGAAAGCUUCAGUCUUCUGAGACUUAAGACAUCAUUGUUUCUGAUUAUUGAUACUUAAGACAUCAUUGUUUCUGACUGCAGAGACCUGGAACAUCAGUGUUUGUUUACUCAGAGGAAGGAAACUGUGGACUUCAGUGUGCCUUCUGUCCAAGAAAUCAACUUGUUGUCACCUGAAAGACUCAUCAGAGCGGGUGUAUGGAAGAUCCUCCGCCUUUCAAAGGCUCCACAUCAGACUCCCCAGUCUCAGGAUUAGGGAAGAGGUGGGGCUUAUUAAAGGUUUCAAUGGAAAGAGAAAGAAACCUGCUGGGAGUGGAAUCUCCAGCUUUGACUGUUCAGAGCUCGAUGCCACAGACAACAUGUCUCUAGGGACUCAAAGGCCACCUGUGAUAAUGAAACCCAUGUACAGAAACUGCAAAGCUCAUCAGAAAAGGAACUGAGACUUUUUUUCUUCCUGAAUCGUGAAUGCCAGCUUUUUGAAGUGAUGACAACAAUACAACGGUCAGACAUGUGGUACUCCAAGUGGAGGUGGCUUUUAAACCUUGGCGGACUAUUCAUGUACAUAGGAGACAUUUGCACAGACACUGCACUGGCUUUUAGAUAUUUUCAAGAAGCGCAAUAUGUUUGGAGUGGAAUGACUGCACUGUUUAUAAUCACUGGGCUGGUGAUAAACCAGAUCUUCAGCUAUGCCUGGUUCUCAGACAACAUGGAAGAUAAACAAGAACAAGUCAUGAGCUGCAGGUCAAAGGGUCGUCUUUUGGCCCUACAUAUAUUUGGGAUGGGGAUCUUCCUCAGGUAUUACCAUCUGCUGAGGCUAGGAUGCAGGGUAGUCUGGAGAGCAUCAAGUUCAGAUAAUGCAACUGUUCAGAAAAGGCACCAUGAACUGUUCUGCCUGGCUACUGAUCUGAGCAUGUUGAAGCUUUUUGAGUCUUUCUUGGAGAGUGCGCCGCAGCUUCUUUUACAGCUUUACAUAUGGCAAGGCCAUGAUGAGUGGUUCAUCUUACAGUAUCUGUCUCUGGCCUUCUCUUUCUUUAAUCUGGCCUGGUCUUUGGUGGACUAUCGCAGCUGCCUGCGCAGAUCUCUUCCCCACAUCCGAGGAUUGCACUCAGGCCCCGCCACAGUGGUUUACCUCCUCUAUAAACUCUUCACCAUCACCAGUCUAACUCUCAGUUACAGCCUUCUCCUCACCCUCAGUGUGUACACCACAGUAGGCCUCACAGUUUUUUGGCUGCUGGGAACGAUAUGGGCUCACCUGCUUCAAACCAACUUCUGCACAUCCACUGCCCUUGAACUCCUCUACCGGGGCAUCAUAGGAGCCAUCCUGGUUUUUAGCUUUUUCAAUGUGAAAGGACAGAACACCAAACUAGAAAUGAUUAUUUAUUACUUUUCCUGCACUGCUAUCAAUGUCUCAACUCCAUUAAUGUUGUUCUUUUUAAAGCCAGAGAUGAAGGCAAUAAUUUUUUUCUGGUCAGUUAGUGGUUUGAUCUAUGGGGGUUCCUUGCUGGGGCUGGUGUCCCUUGUGUGGUAUUAUCACUUCCUGCAUCCUAAACGGUCUGAUCCAGAUGAGGUGGACGGGCUGGAAAAGGAAACACCGUCAGCGAGGAGGAUAAGGACAUUUAUAAAACCUUGACUGAGAUUUUUCAAGCGAUAGCUUAUAGAAAAGCAUCCCCACAGCACAAUGCGGCCACCACCAUGUAUUACAAUAUGAUGGUAUGUUUAGGGUGUCAGUUUAGAUUAAUUGAGGUUAUGAAUCAAAACCACCAACAGAACCACAUGACUUCUAAAAGUCCAACAUGUAAACACUAUAAAAUAUUAACAAAUGUGUUUUUUGUUGUGUUCAGAGUUCUGGCUCAUUAUAGAUGAAUUUUCAUGUCUAGAAAUAUGUAAAAAGGUGUGAAAGAAAAAAAAGCAAGUUCGGUGCAGCUGCAACCUGCAGCCUACCACCUAAGCCAGGUGGUAGGGGUUUGUUGUGUAACCAGUGGGUUGCUGGUUUGAACUCCUGCUCUGUCCGUCUCAGUUGUUGUAUGAUGUUGGUCAGAGGGCCCGGUGGUGCAGAUCGUAUGGCACCCCCACUUCUUUCAGUCCCUGAACACUGAACACACUAUUCCCACACUGAAACAUAUUGGUGACAGCAUCAUGCUUUGGGGAUGCUAUUCUUCAGCAGGGACACUAAAACUGGUCUUAGUUGAUAGGAAAAUGGAUAGAGCAAAAAAAACAAGGCAACUCUGAGAGAAAGUCUGACCUUUAAGCAAGACGACCCUAAACAUACAGCCAGAACUAUACUGAAAUGGUUCCGACCAAAGCAUAUUCAUACUGUAUGUUAAAACUGUCCUGUCAAAUUUCAGACCUAAAUCCAAAACUGGCAAUACUUGGAAACUGAUCUUCAAAGAUGCUCUGUAUCAAAUCUAACUGAGAUUGAGCUAUUUAGCUAAAACAAAUUGGGCAAGAAUUUCAGUCUCUAGACAUUUGAUGCUGAUAGAGACACAUUAGCUGCUAUAAUUGCAGUCAAAAGUGGGUCUACAAAGUACUGGCGUCAGACAACUAAAUAUAAAUGUAAACAAUGUGUCAUCUUACUUCCACUUCACAAUUAUGCACCACUUCUGUGUUGCUCAUUAUCAUAAAAUUCUAAUAGAAAGCAUAUUUUUUGUGGUUUUAAUGUAACAACAUGUAGAAAGGUUUUAAGGAGCACACUUAUAUUUGCAAGGCACUGUUUCUCUGUUUUUGUAUUUUAAGAGUAUUUUGUGUUUUGUUCGUCUUCUACAGUGUGUGUGUUCUUUACUUCAUACAUUAUAGCACAGUGUUAUCACAGGCUUGUUCCAUUAAGAACCAAAAGCAGCUCAGUGACACUACCUGGAGAUGCCUAUUUUGUUUUUUGAACUGGUGUACACAUCAUCAACACAAGAUGGCGCCCUUAUCACAAUUGACUUUUUCAAUUUUCUCUUUUAUUUCUGAAUUUAAGUUACCAAUCGGACCUGUUAUUACCGUCUUUAUGUGCCUUUUUGUUUGUGUUUUUUUAGAGUUCAACAUUCCUCAAUGCAUUUAAUUUGUAUUGUUAUAUUCUGUUUCUUUACACCUGUUUUUGUAUCAUAUAUUAUUAUUAUAAAGUUGCUCAAAUGAUUCCUAUGGACAGAUUCUUUAACAAAAACUAGGCAUAUUUAGACUUCCACCAUACUCUUCUCAUCUACAAUUUUUCCUGCUUGCAAAACCUUUCUCAAGAUGAUGGAGGCAGGGGAUAUGGGUGAGCAAAGUAGCAAUAAUAAACCAGCGCUAAUUCUGUGUUGACUGCUAAGGUGAUGUGCUGGGGCUGGAGGGGAGGUGGGGGGGUCAUGGUUGUGGACUCUUAAAGAUCACAGCCAUCCUCCCUUCUUCAAAUCCAGCCAGGCUCAUAGCUUUCUGAGCUGUUUACACCAAGGGACUCCACGAACUUUUCCUUUGUUGGUUGCAUUCUGUCUGAAACACUCCAUUAAAUUCAAGCUCCAACAAAUUUAAGUGAGUAAGUUUUGUUUAAGAGGAAAUGAAUCUCUGCCAGGCAGUAAUUUUAUUGUGAAGCAACAGUGGACAUACUGACCCCUGCUUGAGCUCGUUUGCUUUUUAUAUACAGAAAGCAAAGCUAAAGGUUCCAAAACAUUUUUUAACUUAAUUGUGAGCUGUAACCUGUGCAACCCAGCUGACAAUCAAACAAUUUUUUUUAGGAGGAAAAAUGAAAAUCAAAAAACUGUGGUUGCAAACGUGUUCUCAAUCUUUGCAGAAACUCUACUUUUUUUUCCUCUUCAGAAGAUCUCUUUUGAUAAACCCCACAGUGUUUUUUUGGAUUCCGGUCUGGGUUGUAACUGGGCCAUCCAAAAUACUUGAAUCUUCUCAUGAAGCUAUUCUUUUGUUGAUCUGGAUGUAUGAUUUGGGUCGUUGUCAAGCUGAGAGAUGAAGUUCCUCUCCAUCCUUAGCUUUCCAGCAGAAGCCUGAAGGCUCCUUAAAUGUGGCUAUGGGCCUUUUGGCUGCCUAUUUGACCAAUUUGUGUUCAGUAAUUUUGUCAAUUUUGAAAGAACAUCCAGUUCUUGGUAAUCGCACUGUUGUUCCCUUUUUUCACUACUUGAUGAUAAUUUUUCUCCUGAUUGAUGCUUGUUUGACAAUGAGAUCGCCCUGAUGCUUUGAAAACUCUCUGUGGACCAAGGCUUUGCUGUGGGAUGCAACAAAGAAAAUGUCAGGAGAGGUCAACUAGAUUCAGAGGCUCUUUAAACGACUGGUGUCAUCCCUUUUAAUAUGAGCUUGAGUGGUUAGUUCCAAACAUAGCCAGUAAUAUAAGGGUGUGCAUACUUAUACAACCACAUUAUCUUAGUUUUUAUUGUCUGUUUUUUCAUCAAAAAUAUUUUUUCAAUUGAGCUGUAUAGGGUAAAGCUGACAUUAAAGGUGGAAAGAAUUUAAAUAAAAAAAUCCUGGCAUUUUAA